AUGCCGGUGCCGCGCGUGGAUCAGGCGGGAUUGCGUCUCUCAGGGGGCGUGCCCGCCGCGUUGAAAAAACUGCCAUCGAACCGUGAACGCGUUCAGAACGUCAAUCGCAGCGCCACGGAGCUAUUGAUGGAACUAAAUAGCAGUCCAAAAGCCCAAGUGAAACCAGACAGGGUGCGGGAACUCCUCGAAAACGAGCUCCAGGCCCUCCGCAAAGACCUCUCCAAGGAGAUUCACGACGCCGUGAAAGCGGCGACUGAGCCUCCAUCGCGUAUGGGCACCGCCUCCUGGGCUCGGGCAGCGGCACAAGCGCCAGCGCCGGCUCAUCAGCUGUCGCUUCCCCUAUCAUCGAAUGCCACAUCCGCCGCACCGAUCACGGCACGUGACCGGGAUGUGAUCGUCUGCCUCAACAACCGCGACCAGGUAGACAGAUAUUGCGGUAAGCCGUCCGAGGAGAUGAAAGAUUACGCUAAUAAGGUGCGUGCGGAGUAUGCAAAGGAUACCCGGACCGCCACCUUGGCCACGGUGAUGGUGAAGGCGGUUUGCCAGCUGAAGUCGGGUGAUCUCCGGCUUACUGUGCGAGACGCCCGGGAAGCGCAGGUGAUGCGGCUGCAUCGGGACAUCUGGGUCAAGGGCUUCGGCUCUACGGCCUUCGCCUUGCGGGAGGCGCAGGGAGCUAUUGCGAUAGCGAUGUGGGCCGAAAACUCUCGUUACUGGGGGAAGGAUGCCACGAUCACAAAGAUAAACUGGCUGCGAGCGCCGAAAGAGGGGGCGAAACUGGCCUCAGUUAUCCUCGAGUUCAGCAAACCGCAGUCAGCGAAUAAGGCUAUCGAAGAGGGCGUGCUCUGGGAUUCGAAUCGGUAUCAGGCUCUCCUCUACGACAGGAGUCUCCGUGUGCGGCAAUGUUUUAACUGUCAACAAUAUGGACACAUAGGAACCUCCUGUGCCAAUAAAACGAAAUGUGUGUACUGCGCUGGGGAGCAUCAGUCUCGAGAUUGCACCACCCGCAUGCACGAGGGAAAAGAGAGGAAGUGCGCCAAUUGCGAGGGUGCACAUCCAGCGUGGAGCGAGGACUGUGAGGUGAGGAUUGCCAUGGUGGAAAAGGUGAUGGCGAUGGCGAUGCAGCGCGGGAGAUUCCAUCCAGUGCCUGCUGAGUUUAGCUAUCACGACCCCUCGGUGUCCCUGGCCCCAUCGUCGUUGAGCUCCAUGGGGACGCCGCAGGUGUCCUCAACCGAGGGAUCCAACGAUACGACAGGUAGCGCUGUCGUAUCAGCCGCACGCUCCAGUAACGGGGAGCAAAGCACCAGUGCAAACCGGACUUCCAGUGGGAUCCAGGGAAAGCCAGCGAGGAGGACAGUGGCAAAAGCGCCAUUCACGCAGGCAAAGAAGGCUCAGAAGGCCAAGAGGGCCACCGUUGAGGAUACAAUGGAGGGCGUGCAACAGGAAGCACCCCAGGAAAUACCCCAGGAGGUGCCCGAGGCACAACAGGACGCUCAACAGGGAGUGCCCGAAGCGCAAGAAGCACCCCGGGCAGCCAGCCCAUCAGGAAACAUACAACCAAUCAGCUUUACAACCACCACCCAGGAACCGUUCGUUUCCAGUACCCCGGCACUAUUCAAUGCCACCGCUCGCGACAUCGACUUUCAGCCCAGCACCACUGACGCAGCCGCUGGAGCCGCAACCGAGACUGGGGCCGGUGCUGACACAGGAAGCAAAGGAAGCCGGAAAGAGGAAGUGGGGUGGAGGAGGACCGCCAAGGCUCGAGAGGCAUUGGCAAAGAAGCGAAAGGAACGGAGCCAGUACAGCGACCCCGCCCAGAAGAAGGCGGAUAGGAGAUCUGCAAGGUUUGUUAGUCAGUUGGAGCAAGCCAACCAGGAAUCAGAAGGAUCAGAGGAAGCAGCUGGGGAGGAAGCAGCCGAGGGAGACGCUGCAGAGGAAGCGACAGAAGCAGACCUGCCAGAGGUUGAUCUGUCGGUGAUGGAGGAACAGCUUAACCGGGAUCGAGCUCGCAGCGAGAGUGACUUCCAACCUUCGUCAGUACCAGAGAUGGCAACCAGGGGCCAGAAACGAAAGCAGCCUGCCAGCGAAAGAUCAUAUCGAAUGCGUAUCAACAGGAAGACAACCAGAAAGGCAACCACCACCACCCCUACCGAACGCGAAUGA
This is a messenger RNA of Penicillium waksmanii, 2160 nucleotides long. RefSeq lists its product as uncharacterized. The record is from RefSeq and is a predicted model, not a curated record. Bases 1 to 2160 code for a protein of 719 amino acids. Gene Ontology annotation, molecular function: nucleic acid binding; zinc ion binding. The transcript is spliced from 3 exons. NCBI's taxonomy places the organism in Eukaryota, Fungi, Ascomycota, Eurotiomycetes, Eurotiales, Aspergillaceae.